Messenger RNA from Rotaria sp. Silwood1, 1034 nucleotides. The record is from the annotation of a GenBank genome assembly. NCBI's taxonomy places the organism in Eukaryota, Metazoa, Rotifera, Eurotatoria, Philodinida, Philodinidae.
AUGAUUUCAGUCAUUCCGCUCCGAGCACCUACUAUCGAUAUUCAUCCAAAUGCUCGAUGGGAACAGAAUGGUAUCACUGUAGCUGGAGGAAAUGGACAAGGCAAUGGAAUCAAUCAACUCUCAAACCCAUGGAGUUUGUAUGUUGAUGAUGAUGAUCAAACAAUCUAUGUUGCUGAUCAAAACAAUGACCGUAUUGUGGAAUGGAAAUUGGGUGCAACGAGUGGACAAGUGGUUGCAGGUGGAAAUGGAAAAGGAAAUGGAGAUCAUCAAUUGCGUUACCCAGUAGAGGUGAUUGUCGACAAAGAGAGAGAUAGUCUCAUCAUCUCCGAUAUUUCGAAUAGAAGAGUGGUUCGAUGGCCUCGUCGAAAUGGAACAAGUGGAGAAACAAUCAUCUCUGACAUCGGUUGUGUGGGUUUGACAAUGGAUGAGAAUGGAUUUCUCUAUGUCGUUGACAAUGGAAAACAUGAAGUGAGACGAUAUCGAAGAGGAGAAUCUCAAGGAAUAGUGGUUGCAGGGGGCAAUGGAAAUGGAAAUGGUCUCAAUCAACUCCCUUUCCCAACAUACGUAUUCGUCAAUCGAGAUCAUUCAGUAUAUGUGUCUGAUGGAGGAGAACGUGUGAUGAAAUGGAUGGAAGGUGCAAAACAAGGCAUUGUCGUGGCUGGUGGUCAAGGAAAAGGAAAUGGUCUUACACAAUUCUCAUAUCCUAAAGGAGUCGUUGUCGAUCAAUUGGGCACUGUCUAUGUGACUGAUCAAGGGAAUGAUCGAAUCAUGCGUUGGCCCAAAGGAGCCACACAAGGAAGUGUCAUUGUUGGUGGAAACGGUAAAGGAAAGCAAUCAAACCAACUCGAACGGCCCUCCGGUUUGUCAUUCGAUCGACAUGGCAAUCUCUAUGUCGUCGAUCAGGCAAAUAAUCGAGUACAAAAAUUCAAUAUCGAAUCAAAUAGAUAAAUAAGGUCCAUCAUACAGUUCAUAAAGACUACUUAAUUAAAGACUUUCAAAUAACUAAUUAAUUAGGGUGUGGGUGUGGGUGUGGG